Messenger RNA from Benincasa hispida (wax gourd), 1374 nucleotides. RefSeq lists its product as uncharacterized. NCBI's taxonomy places the organism in Eukaryota, Viridiplantae, Streptophyta, Magnoliopsida, Cucurbitales, Cucurbitaceae. The record is from RefSeq and is a predicted model, not a curated record. Gene Ontology annotation, molecular function: nucleic acid binding.
AAAAAAAAAAAAAAAAGGAAAGAAUAUUCAAGAGAGUUCCUACCAAUGGUCUCUUUAGUAUUUCCAAAGUCAACAACAAUCCCUCAGUCUCGUGUUUCAUAACGCAAUCCAACACCGAAACUUCUAAGAAAUCGGGUCUGUGUUCUUGUGGGGAUAAGAUUUCUCCACACUUCUCUCUCGAUUUCUUGUUGAAGAAGAACAAGAAGAAGUGAAAUCAAUGGAUUCCUCUUCAGCUUCCUCCAUUGAUGGAUUCCCAGAUUUCCUCAAAGAUAAAGUCUCAACGGUUGACCCCUUUUUGAUCGAGGCCCUUCACAACCCUCGACACCGUCUAACCAUUCUGCGGAUGGAACUCGAUAUCCAGAGGUUUUUGCAAAACCAAGAGCAACAGGUGUUUGAGUUCCAACACUUUCCUACUUCGUAUCUUCGACUUGCAGCUCAUCGUGUUGCUCAACACUAUGGUCUGCAAACUACGGUUCAGGAUAAUGGCAUAGAUGGACAAGGGAGGAUUUUAGUGAGGAAAACUGUUGAAGCUAGAUUCCCGACUGUUUGCUUAUCUCAAAUACCUGCGAAACAAUCGGCUGAUGAUAAACCUGGGCGUGUUAAAAUUGCUAUCAGGCCGAGGCCGAAUAAGUCGUCUGAUGAUGCAGGUAAUUGUAUGGCUAAGCAAAGUCUUGGUAGGAGUGUGGAGCAGCGGAAGGAAGAGUAUGAUAAGGCACGUGCUCGAAUAUUCAGUAGCCAGGGUAGUACUGGUUCAGUGGAUGUAUUGUCCGAGGAGCUGGAUAUAUCCCCGAAUAGAGAUAGGGUGGAAGAGUGUAGAGUGAACAAUGUAGAGAAGUGUACAAGUGUCAAAGAUACCGGGAAUGGGGCUUCUUCUCGGGUUGCCAUUUUAAGAGAUAGGGAAAAGGAUCUUAGUGACCCGGAUUAUGAUCGGAGUUAUGAAAGGUAUGUUAAGAGCCUUCCAAUUAAUCUGACUCCGAGCAUGAAUUUUGCUCCUUUCACCAUGCAAAACGUCCCGCCUUCAUUUAGUGGUUAUCAUGUACCAAGGAACGAGUUUUCGUUGAGCUAUGUUUCUCCUUCAGUUAUCAAGACUGUAGGAUUGAAUCAAGUAUCUAGAUACUCAGCCAAUGCACCGUGGCCAUGUGCAGGGAUGCCUUACACGCAUACUGCUUUCCAGGCUCCAUUGUACAACCAGUCUUUGAGUUUUGAUUAUAUGCAAUACAAUUGAAUACAGCAGUUAGUUAGGGGAUAGUGUUAAGUAAAACUGAUUUACUCAGCUAAUUAUAUACUGACUUUGUUGGUUCCAGAACCUCCAAUCAUAAUCAAUUGUUUUAAAUUAAACUCUCUUAUUUAUACUUACUGUCUUUUCUAUAUUAA